Messenger RNA from Lytechinus variegatus (green sea urchin), 6070 nucleotides. RefSeq lists its product as uncharacterized. Bases 490 to 3543 code for a protein of 1017 amino acids. Gene Ontology annotation, molecular function: zinc ion binding; DNA-binding transcription factor activity; sequence-specific DNA binding. The record is from RefSeq and is a predicted model, not a curated record. Gene Ontology annotation, biological process: regulation of DNA-templated transcription. The transcript is spliced from 11 exons. NCBI's taxonomy places the organism in Eukaryota, Metazoa, Echinodermata, Echinoidea, Temnopleuroida, Toxopneustidae.
UCCAACUUACCCCAUAUAUGGGGUAAGUUGGAACGUUUGCGAUGAUGUUGUUCAAGGUGGAUUUUUUCGGUAACCAUAAUAGAGUUUAAAAUUUUAUGGGGUACAUUUGAAGUCCUUAGAUAUAUGCUUCAAAUUGAUAUAUUGAUUGUUUCAUGAAUAAAAUCUAUUUGGAUUUUACAGCCACUUUUGUCAAAAAUGUUCCAACUAAUCCCGGUCUCCCCUACAGUGCAUGAAGAUUUGGUGAUGGUUCAAGUUAGUCAGAGAUUCCAAGGCAAACUCAAACCCAGAGAGAUGAUGAACGAUGAGACAUAAUCAAUGUGAUGUUAUGGCAACGUACCUGAAGAGAAUGCUGCUUUGAUUGAGCAAUCAGCAGACAUCUUCUAUUAAGCCAUUCUUGCAAAAGGGAUCUCGGCAAAUAACAGAGAAUAAAACUGAAGACAGGAUUCAAACCUUUGUUGCAGUUGGGGACAUGAUGAAAAACCUGUAGCCAUGGAAGUCUCACCGGACUUAUCAAAUUCGUACUCCACCAAGACCACAAUGCAACUUGUCCAGUCCCCUCUGGCUUCAAAGCUCAAAGAACCUAUGCACAUCCAUGGACCUACCACCAACAGUGUUAUCGUUGCCUGGACAACCAGCCAGCCCUGGCCAUCCAGUCCUUCCCCAUCAUCCCCAUCCACAACAUCAUCAACCUCUUCCUCAUGGAGGUCAGGAAACAGCCCUUCCUAUUCCCUCCAAGCCACUGAUCCAGGGACAUCUAAGGUAGACCAUGUGGUAUCCUCCACCAAGAUCCUGUGUGCCGUGUGUGGGGAUCAAGCCACAGGACGUUAUUUCGGUGCUCAAAUCUGCGAAGCAUGCAAGAGCUUUUUCAUCAGAAGCACAAGAAAAGGAGAGCCCACCUUUCGAUGUGUGAAUAACCAGGACUGCCACAUCACCCCCUUUUCAAGGCUACUAUGUCAGUACUGUCGCUACCAGAAAUGCAUGAAAGCAGGGAUGGGCCGAAAAGUUAAAGAGCCCAACAAAGAUUUAGCCAAGGACCAAGUCCCAUGUAAAGUAUGUGGUGAUGUAUCAUCGGGUAUACAUUUUGGAGUGUAUACAUGUGAGGGCUGUAAGGGCUUCUUCAGGAGGAGCCUUCGUGAUAGAAAUACCUACAUCUGUUCUGGAAAAGAGGAGUGCAUCAUAACAUCUGUAACACGGAACCAUUGUCGCUAUUGCCGCUUCAAGAAGUGCCUUAGUGUGGGCAUGUCAAGAGCCUGUAUCAAGUUGGGAAGACACCAGAAGUAUAAUACUCAUCUUGUUGAAGAUCAAGGUAAAUCCUCAGUAACACCUCCUCUUUGGCCAAAUGGAGGGAUGCAGAGUGGUUUAAAAUCUAGCCCUGAAACUUCAUCAUAUAAAGAGAAAAGUGAUAAGAUAUCUGCAAGGGAUGUUGAUCAGCGGACAGAGCAAGAGCAAGGCAACAGUAUUCAGAGGGUCUUCAAGCAAGAAAGUGUAGUAGGUGCUACCCCAGCUGUAAGAGAAGCACUAAAGAAGAGCUCCUCCAUACCAAAACAAUUGAGUGAAUCUUGCACACCCCAUAGUGGGUUGUCUCCUUUGGACAUUCCCAAGCAGUCUGUUAACCAGCCACAUGUGUCCCCAAGUAAUGCCCACUUCCAGUACUUACCACAAAACUCUGCUUUGCUUGCCACAUCAGACAAAUGCGCAGAGAUGUCUGUUGCACAUUCAAGGAGCAGAAGCAAUCAUCACAAAAAGAAACCCACUUUAUCUAGUGCACACAGUGUUUCUUCAAGCCACCCCAUGCCCCAGCCACUUGGUGUAAAUAGCAGUGGCUGGGAAGAUCGCAGUUUACCAAAGAAUACAUUUUCUCCAUUGCAGUUUGACUCAGAUAAACAUUCAACUGUCAGUUCCAAAUCUGAUUCAUCUGUACACCCUCAACCUGAAGACAUGGUACUCAUUAAAAAGGAAGUAUUAGAUGCCUCUGCAUAUUCUCCAUACCAUUCAUACAUUAGUAAUCUGAAUUGUUCCCACCUCAGAGAAGAUAUUACUGCCAACCACAAGGAACAAGUUGACAUAGACACUGCCAGAACAGCUAGUGAUGAUGAAAGAUUUGUUGGUAAUCUAGUUGCUACAUCCACAACUUUGACGGAGCCAGAUGUAGUUGAAGUUUUGAGUACUAUGGUAGAGAGAAAUGAUGCUGAACAUGAUGGUCAUGUCUCUCCAGAUUCUCAAUUGAUGUCUAUGGAAAGUGAAUCAAGAAAAAACAUUCACACGAAUAUGUGCGUAUCCCCUGCAGGAUCAAGUGCUUGUUCUGUGCCUGGUAUCUCUCCCCAGAGUAGUCCAGGGCCAUCCUGGAAUGUUUCACAGGCACCAAGUCCUGCAAUCCCUGGCUGCGCCGGUGCAUCUCCCACUGCAUUGCCCACUCUUCCAUUUGAUAAGUAUAAGCAACAAACAGAAGCAUCAGAUGAAACCAGAGAAGUAGCCUUUACAUCUGGUCCAGUUACACCUGUAACAUGUGCUUUAGAGGACAGUGACUAUUCGCCUGCAGCUACCAGCCCAAGCCAUUCCUUCUCCCAAAGUUCACCUAUAUCUCUUGGACAUUCUGCUAACCCUAGUGUCAGUAGUCCCUUGAUGGAUCAACCUCAAAACAGUCAGGCUCUUCUUUCCUAUGACAGGCUCUACACCUGUCCAUUUCCUGGUCAUGUUUCUGCCAAUGUUGCUCGUAAUGUUGCUUUGAUCUGCCACAACCUCCUACAGAGGAUGAAGAGUGGACAUCUGACCGAUCGAGUGUUGUCUGCCCAAACAGAGUUGGACCUGAUGAAGCACACCAGUGAUCUUGGAGCCCUCGAAAGAGACAGCAUUCUGUUUGAUUUGACACGCAGCAUGACUGGAUACACUGCGGUCAUGAAGUCAUUGUUUCACAACGAAAGCAUACGAAUAGCUUCAGAAUAUUUGUCACACCAUCGGGAAUGCAAUAGUGGCCUCCAUUGGGACAAGUUUAAUGAGACUGUCAGUAUGAAGAUCAUUGCCAGUGUUCAGUAUAUCAAGAAAAUACCAGGAUUUGCAUCGAUCGACAUGAAUGACCGUAUAAACUUGAUAAAGCACAGCGUAUUCCCUAUCAUCCUGGUCCACAAAGCUUGGAAGAUGGGUGAGGAAUGGAAGUGGAUGGAGGAUACAUUCUUCACCAAUUCUUCCCUACGCAAGAUGAGUGACGGCUUUAAGGACAUGACAUAUUCUUUCAUCAACCAGUUCAAUUUGGGCAGCUUUGAUAGCAUCGAGGUGGCACUUCUCAUGAUACUGGUAACACUUAAUCCAGAUUUGGAGGGCUUAGAGAACAAGGAGGCUGUUCUUAAACUUCACAAGGAUUAUCGCACCAUUAUGCAGAAUUACUGCCUUGAAACACAUGGCAAAUUGGACAACUACUUGAUCAUGCUACAGUUUGUGCCCUAUCUCUCCAAAAUUGACAUUGUCCACAAGCGAUCCAUACGGCAGUGUCAACAUUCUACUUUCUCCAUGCCAGCUCUCUUUGCAGAAAUAAAUCUGUCUUCAUAAUUUGAUAUUGAUUUCUUGAAGAAACAGGGCAGGUUAGUUGAAGACAUCAUCAGAUUCUUCUGUCAGUCAGGUUUGGCAGAGUUGAAAAAAGAAAUAUGUGUGAACUCUUCAAGUCUUGUGUAUGUAUCAGAAAUUGUGUAACAAUAUUCCUAAAUGGAUGAUGGCUAAUCUUGUGUUUUCUUGUUAUCUAGUUGUAUAGUGAAUAUGAUGUGAUUACCUAGGAUCUAUAGGAACGAUUUCUUCAAAAAUCUCCUCAAAGAAUGUUUAUUUUAUGAGACUCCUAUCUUUUUAUAGUUAUGCAACAAACUAUUUUGGAAGUGUAACAAUUUUUUGAUCCACACAUUUUUAUAAUGUGCAUUCUGUCUUUAUGCCUUCUGUCUUCACAGAUAUUGACCAUUUUAACUUCAAUUUUGAACCAUGGUAGAAAUUGGUUGGAAUGCAGUUGGGCAAUUCCAUAAAAUAUGUACGUCCAACCCCAUGUAUGUGAGGCCUUCAUAAAAUUUUCUGUCUCUGAUUUCUUGUUCUUUUGACAGUCUGUAAUGCUCUCAAAUGGUCAUGAUUUGGUCAGUUUAUGAAGUGAAGUGAAACUUGAGAAAAGUGGGGGUCGCAUGUACAAGAAGGUUGAUUAUUUUAUGGAAUUGCCCAGUUGUAGUUAUUGGAGGCACACAGCAAACUGCCCUUAAAAUCAAAAACUAUUUCUAAUGCACUUCUGAUUGGUGAAAAAUCAGGUUGUGAUCAAUUAUGUAGCUAUUUUUGAUUGCAGUUCUUCCUGCAACAGUCCCCUUGCAUAAAAAAAAGAAGAGGGGGAAAAGAGCAGAUUAUUGAACUUUGUUUAUUUAAGUUUUUGCUAGACAUGCUGGAGAAAAUCCUUUUUGUCGGACUCAGAACUUUUUCACCACUAAAACAAUAUUUUAGCAUUUUCAAUUUUGUGUUCUUUGGGCGAAGUAUCUGAUGACAAACAUUAUUGUGGAUUUACAGGUAAAUCUCACAUUUGGCGUCUGUUGGGCUUUAUUGCUUAAGAGCUAAUGAUUGCAAUUUUUAUUUCAUAAAAUGAAUGCAAUCUCAGUUUAAUUUUAAGAAAACCAAAGAAUAAUACAUAUGGAUUCCUUUAUGAAGGUAGAAAAUGCUUGCACCUUUUUAGAAAACAAGAUUGAUUUUACUAGUCAUGUUAAAUCUUUCCAAAAUUUACCUCCAAAUUGCAUUUAAUUGAAUCUUAUUAUUUAAAGCACAAUAGAGGGGAGGGAAAUUUGUUUUCAAUAAACAAAACAUUUUCAACUAGUUCUGAAUAUUUGAAAUAAGUUGAAAAUAAUUGAGUGACCAUAUUGUUUGAGGCCAUCUCUGAAAUUGUAAUGUAAUAUGUGAAUUCAGAAGCACGCAGUGUAUACCCAGCGUAGAUACACAAGAAUAUGCAAAUAUGGCCAUUGUCUAAACCAAACUUAAAAUUUGUUUAAAAUUUUCUAAUUUGUGUGUGUGUGUACUUGAUGUGAUAAUUGUUCACCAUGGAAUGAAAUGAAUCACAUUUGUAUGAUAAUUUGUGUGUGAAAAAAUUCAAUGAAAGAAAAAGACCGAAGUGUACUAUAAAAAAAAAACAGGGAGAUGUGCACAAUGUGUUUGUGCCUUUUGAUUACCUCAAAUAUUUUUCAUUAUUUUUUUUAUUAUACAAUAGAUUUAUCCUUAAAAUUUUGAUCGGCUCAUUGCUGGUGGCAUGUUUUGUUUGACGCUGAGUUUUAAACAAAAUUUGUCAAGAAAUUGCGUAUUAUAAAGAUUUGUUUAAUGUGACUAGCAAUGUUGUAUAGAAUGAAUUAUGUGUCAAUGUAUAGUAAGUAGUCAUUGGGAACUAAAUGGAUAAGUGUGUACUCUUUCUGAUUGAAGUAAGCACAUGUAUUGGCAUACACAUACAGAAUGAAUACGCAAAGUAGUGUUUGUCGCACAAAUAAAUUUUGCAAUGCUUGAUCCUAAUAUGGACCUGUACACUUAAAUUGAUAUUUUCCAUUGCCUGUAUGCACCACUGUGUAUAUUCAAAUGCCUAUAUACAUCGUUAAAGGAUUGCAGCUUUGAUACUUUCCCAAAGCUCUACAUCCUUUCACGAAACUCCCAUUGUAGCUUUGCCUCCAAUGGUUAUUACCGUGGAAACUUUAAUUUGUUGCCAUGGUUAUUGUCAUGGUUAACAAAGUGACCAGUAAUGGUUCAUCAUUAACACAAAAACCAUAGUUUUGAUUAGCUGUUGAGCGAUUUUGCGAUGGUAGUUGCCAUUGAUAAUAAUUACCAUCAGUGGUUUUCUGUAACCAUGGAAACCAUUUUGCGUGCUGUUGAUCGACCUUGCCACAGAUAACGGGAUUCCUGUCCGUGGUUCAUAGUGAUGGAAACAAUUUUGAUAAUCUGUAAAGUAUUUUUGUCUCGCCUGCAUAGCAGAGCGAGACCAUAGGCGCAGCUUGUCCAUCGGCGACAACAUCAACAUUGAAAUCAUAACCAUGGACAAGUUUUUGAAAUGUAAUCAUAACUUAGAAAGUAUAUGGACCUUUUUCAU